CAAACCAGAGGGGGCUUGAAAGGCCGCGUGGCGGCCGCUCCCCGGCUAGCUCGCGCUCGGUCCCUGGUGGCGCCCUCCGCCCAGCACCGGAAAGCGCCGGGGCGCACCAUGUCAGCUGACACUCCGGGGAAACUGAGGCCCUCGCCGCUGGCAGAAGCGCCGGCCAUCGGCAGCCAGACCCCAGACAAGCCCCGGAGCGCGGCUGAGCACCGCAAGUCCUCCAAGCCUGUCAUGGAGAAACGGCGCCGAGUGCGCAUUAAUGAGAGCCUCGCUCAGCUCAAGACCCUCAUUCUGGACGCCCUCAGAAAAGAAAGCUCCCGCCGCUCGAAGCUGGAGAAGGCAGAUCUGGAAAUGACUGUGAGACACCUGCAGCACCUGCACUGCGUGCAGGUGACAGCUGCACUCAGCGCCGACCCGGUGAUCUUGGGCAAGUACCUCUCUGGCUUCAACGAGUGUCUGGCUGAGGUGACCCGCUUCCUGGCUGGCUGCGAGGGCGUCUCCGCUGACGUGCGCUCCCGACUGCUCGGCCACCUGGCGGCCUGCCUGCACUGACUGGGUCCUUGCCGCCACCCGGCCUCUCUGUCCCCCGCUGCUUCUGCGCCGGAGAGCUACACAGGCCGCCCGCAGCUGCUAGCGCAGGAAGGCCCCUUCCCCUUGCUGCACCCCGGGGCGGAUUUCGCGGGGCAGCUCCUGCCAGGUCUCACUGCGGCCCUCCCUGCCGACCCCAGUAUGGGACGGCAGGGCCAGCAAGGGCCCUGGAUACCAUGGCUGAGAUGAGGCUGUGGCCUUCAGCUGUAGCGGAGGCUGAACCCUCUUGUAGGGCUGUGGCCUUUGCUGAGACUGUACAAGAAAACGCAGAACGGGUAUUUUUUUCCUACAGGCUGUGUCAAGAGUUCAUGUUUUUUUUUCUGCCUUUGUGAAGGAUAUGGUUUGGGGUUCGGCGGCUGUAGCACAGUGGUUACGGUGCCAGCCACAUUGUACACCAAAGCUGUUAGGUCGGGGCCGGGAUCAGCUAAACCAAAGACAACUGCAACAAGAAAAUAG
This is a messenger RNA of Otolemur garnettii (small-eared galago), 1044 nucleotides long. It is a transcript of the gene HES4, whose product is annotated as hes family bHLH transcription factor 4. NCBI's taxonomy places the organism in Eukaryota, Metazoa, Chordata, Mammalia, Primates, Galagidae. Gene Ontology annotation, cellular component: nucleus. Gene Ontology annotation, molecular function: RNA polymerase II cis-regulatory region sequence-specific DNA binding; DNA-binding transcription factor activity, RNA polymerase II-specific; protein dimerization activity. Gene Ontology annotation, biological process: regulation of transcription by RNA polymerase II; anterior/posterior pattern specification. The record is from RefSeq and is a predicted model, not a curated record.